AGGCGAAGGGGGGAUUGUCGCCGUGCGGAUGGUGAAGCCGGACGGAGGCAGCGGCGGUGUUAUUGUUUCUGAAUGAAAACCAGACUGCAAAUUGACAAAUGUUGUACAGGCGUUUUAUUUAAAUACUGUUAGGAUUUAUUUUGUACCAGGUGGACAUGCUAUGAAACUAUUUAAUUGUUUUGUACAGUAUUUAUACUCCAGCAAGUAGCUUACCAUUUUAAUGAGGUGCCCAGGCCGCGGAGCCGCCGCUAGUCGAUUUUAACAAUAGCCGCGACACAGUCCCCUUCGCACGGGCAGCUGUUUUGACGCGAAUUUGUCGUUAAAACGCGGCUUGUGAACAGAAAAAUACGCGUUGUAAUACUUAUGUUCCGAUGUGGCCUCUCUUUUGAGACGUUCAUUGUUUUUAUGGACAGUUUUUAAGCACGAGCGUGGAGUGGCUUUCAACAUACAGCACGAAUAUUUUGGAAAACACAAAAGGAAGAUGUCCAACGGCGCAGCAGGAAGCGGAGGCUUGACUUGGGUGACCCUCUUUGAUAAGAACAAUGCGGCACGGAAGGAGGAGGCCAACGGGCGUUCCGAGGGCGGGAAGGGGGAGGCGGCCAGGAAGGACGGGUCCAAGAAGAUGUCCGUCGAGCGCGUCUACCAGAAGAAGACCCAGCUGGAGCACAUCCUGCUCCGCCCCGACACCUACAUCGGAUCGGUCGAACCCGUCACCCAGCAACUGUGGGUUUUUGACGAGGAUAUCGGGAUGAACAUGCGGGAGAUCACCUACGUCCCCGGACUGUACAAGAUCUUCGAUGAGAUUCUGGUGAACUCGGCCGAUAACAAGCAGAGGGACAAGAACAUGUCGUGUAUAAAGAUCACGCUCGACCCCGAGUCGAACACCAUCUCCAUCUGGAACAACGGGAAGGGCAUACCUGUGGUCGAGCACAAGGACGAGAAGAUGUACGUCCCCGCCCUCAUCUUCGGACACCUGCUCACCUCCAGUAACUACGACGACGAGGAGAAGAAGGUCACAGGCGGGAGGAACGGAUAUGGUGCUAAACUCUGCAAUAUCUUCAGCACAAAAUUCACUGUGGAAACGGCCUGUAAAGAAUACAAACACAGCUUCAAACAGACCUGGCAGAACAACAUGACCAAGGCCAGUGAGCCGCGGGUGAAGUUCUUUGACGGGGAGGACUUCACCUGCGUGACGUUCCAGCCGGACCUGUCCAAGUUUAAGAUGGAGAAGCUGGACCGGGACACGCUGGCCCUCCUCACGCGCCGGGCCUACGACAUCGCCGGGUCCUGCCGGGGCGUCAAAGUCAUGCUCAAUGGGAAGAAGCUUCCGGUCACCGGCUUCCGCAGCUACGUGGACCUGUACGUGAAGGACAAGCUGGACGAGACGGGCGUGGCGCUGAAGGUGGUGAACGAGACGGUGAACGACCGCUGGGAGGUGUGUCUGACUCUCAGCGAGAAGGGCUUCCAGCAGAUCAGCUUCGUCAACAGCAUCGCCACCACCAAGGGCGGCAGGCACAUUGACUACGUGGUGGACCAGAUCGUGGCCAAGCUCAUCGAGGUGGUGAAGAAGAAGAACAAAGCCGGAGUGUCGGUCAAACCCUUCCAGGUGAAAAACCACAUCUGGGUGUUUGUGAACGCUCUGAUUGAGAACCCCAGCUUCGACUCGCAGACCAAGGAGAACAUGACGCUGCAGACCAAGAGCUUCGGCUCCAAGUGUCCGCUCUCUGAGAAGUUCAUCCGCGCGGCGACGAACUGCGGCAUAGUGGAGAGCAUUCUGAACUGGGUGAAGUUCAAGGCCCAGACUCAGCUCAACAAGAAGUGCUCGUCCGUCAAGUACAGCAAGAUCAAGGGCAUCCCCAAGCUGGACGACGCAAACGACGCAGGUGGGAAGCACUCGUCAGACUGCACGCUCAUCCUGACGGAGGGGGACUCGGCCAAGUCGCUGGCGGUGUCGGGGCUCGGGGUGAUCGGCAGGGACCGCUACGGCGUGUUCCCCCUCCGCGGGAAAAUACUCAACGUCCGGGAGGCCUCCCACAAACAGAUUAUGGAGAACGCUGAAAUCAACAACAUCAUAAAGAUCGUGGGCCUGCAGUACAAGAAGAGCUACGAGGACCCAGAAUCCCUCCGCUCCCUACGCUACGGAAGGAUCAUGAUCAUGACCGAUCAGGACCAGGACGGCUCCCACAUUAAGGGGCUGCUCAUAAACUUCUUCCACCACAACUGGCCCUCCCUGCUGAAGCACACCUUCCUGGAGGAGUUUAUCACGCCCAUCGUCAAGGCCAGUAAGAACAAGCAGGAGUUGGCAUUCUACAGCAUUCCAGAGUUCGACGAGUGGAAGAAACAGACAGAAAACUACAAAACCUGGCACAUAAAGUACUACAAAGGGUUGGGUACGAGCACAAGCAAAGAGGCGAAGGAGUAUUUUGCCGACAUGGAGAAGCACCGCAUCACGUUCCGCUACACCGGCACGGAGGACGACGCCGCCAUCACCCUGGCCUUCAGUAAAAAGAAGACGGAUGACAGGAAGGAGUGGCUCACCAACUUCAUGGAGGACCGGAGACAGCGCAGGUUACACGGCCUGCCGGAGCAAUUCCUGUACGGCACGCAGGCACGGCACCUCUCCUACAACGACUUCAUCAACAAAGAGCUCAUCCUCUUCUCCAACUCCGACAACGAGCGCUCCAUCCCCUCGCUCGUCGACGGGCUGAAGCCGGGGCAGCGGAAGGUGCUGUUCACCUGCAUGAAGAGGAACGAUAAGAGGGAGGUGAAGGUGGCCCAGCUGGCUGGAUCAGUGGCCGAGAUGUCUGCCUACCAUCACGGCGAGCAAGCCCUGAUGAUGACCAUAGUGAACUUGGCGCAGAACUUUGUGGGCAGCAACAACGUGAACAUUCUACAGCCCCUGGGGCAGUUUGGCACCCGCAUCAACGGGGGCAAAGACGCUGCCAGCCCCCGUUACAUUUUCACCAUGCUCAGCCCGCUGGCCAAGCUGCUCUUCCCCGCGGUCGACUCCAACCUGCUCAAGUUCCUGUACGACGACAACCAGAAGGUGGAGCCGGAGUGGUACAUCCCCAUCCUGCCCCUGGUGCUGGUGAACGGGGCCGAGGGCAUCGGCACGGGCUGGGCCUGCAAGAUCCCCAACUACGACCCGCGCGAGAUCGUUAACAACAUCAACCGCAUGCUGGGCCACCAGGACCCCCUGCCCAUGCUCCCCAGCUACAAAAACUUCAGGGGCGUGAUCCACGAGCUGGGUCAGAACCAGUACUUUGUGAGCGGAGAGGUGUCUGUGCUGGACAAGAACACCAUCGAGAUCACAGAGCUGCCCAUCCGCACCUGGACACAGGCGUAUAAGGAGUCUGUGCUGGAGCCCAUGCUGCAGGGCUCUGAUAAGACGCCGGCACUCAUCAGUGACUAUAAGGAGUACCACACCGACUCCACCGUGAAGUUCGUGGUGCGGAUGAGUGAGGAGAAGCUCAUCGAGGCCGAGGCAGCCGGCCUGCACAAAGUCUUCAAGCUGCAGUCCAGCCUCACCUGCCACUCUAUGGUGCUCUUUGAUCACAUGGGCUGUCUAAAGCGGUACGCCUCCGUCACUGACAUCCUCAAGGAGUUCUUCGAGCUCCGCCUCCACUACUACAAGCUGAGGAAGGAUUGGCUGGCUGGCAUGCUGGGGGCGGAGUCAGCCAAACUGUCCAAUCAGGCACGGUUUGUGCUGGAGAAGAUUGAGGGGAAAAUUUCCAUCGAGAAUAAGUCCAAGCGGGAGCUGAUUCGCCUACUCUUGCAGAGGGGCUACGAGUCCGACCCCGUGGCAGCCUGGAACAAGGCCCAGGAGAAGUCAUUGGAGGAGGAGGACGCGGACGCCAACGACAGCGACGGCUCCGUGGACUCGGGCUCGUCGUCGGGGCCGAACUUUAACUACAUCCUGGGCAUGCCCCUGUGGUGCCUGAGCAAGGAGAAGGUGGAGGAGCUGCUCAAGCAGAGGGACAGCAAGAAAGGCGAGCUGAACGAGCUUCAGAGGAAAUCUUCGGAAGACCUGUGGAAGCAGGACCUGGCCGUCUUCAUCGAGGAGCUAGACCGGGUGGAAGCGCAGGAGCGGGAGGAGAUGAGCGCGGGGAAGGGCGUGAAGCUGGUGAAGGGGAAGGUGGGGAAGCCCAAGGUGAAGAAGAUGCAGCUGGAGGAGACGCUGCCCUCCCCCUACGGCCGGCGCGUGGUGCCCCAGGUCACGCAGGCCAUGAAGGCCGACGCCUCCAAGAAGAUGACCAAGAAGAAGAAGGGUGACGUGGACCUGUCGAUAAAGAUGGAGUUCGACGAGGAGUCGGGGGCCCUGGCGGGGUCGGAGGGCGGGGGGGGGGACUCGCUGACCUCCCCCUCGGGAAUGCCGCUGGUGGGGGCCAAGCCCAAAACCCCACGGGUCAAACGGGAGAAGAAGGAACCAGGCACCCCCAGGGUGAAGAAGACUCCGGGACCGAAGGGAUCGGGGAAGAAGGUGAAGAAGAGGAACCCCUGGUCGGAGGACGACUCCAAAUCAGACAGCGACCUGGAGGACAGCGAACCUGUGGUCAUCCCCCGAGACACCAAGAGCCAGAGAUCCUCAGCUGGGAAGCCCAAGUACACGUUUGACUUCUCUGAGGAAGAGGAUGGGGAUGAAGAGGCGGAGGACGAUGUCAUGCCCUCCUCCCCGAUCCGGUCCUACAAGGACGACCUCACCGCCUCGGAGAGUCAGGGCCGUUACCACGACAACGGCGACGGCGGCGACGAUGACGAUGAUGAAGACGACAUCUUCCCACCGCCAAAACAGACCUCAACCACCACCACGUCCAUCUCACCAGCAAAGAAGAAGAAGGAAGCAGACGGCAUAUUCUCCAAAUCCACGUUCUCAGAGAGGAGCAACGACAGCGACGGCCUGAAGUUCAGUGACGAUGAGGACGAACACAGAGCAGCCUUCACGUACUCCAGCAGUUCCACGUUUGAAAAGCCAGCAAAGAAAGCGAAGAAGCCGGCGGAGAGCACCCCCAAACCCAGGAAAGCCCCCAAACCCGUGAAGAAGCCCGACACGUCCAUCUGGGACUCCGACUCGGACGGCGGGGAGGCCAAGAAGCAGCCAGCACCCUCGCUCAAAGGUAAAGGCCGGGGGAGGAAGAGGAAGCCCUCAGGCUCUGAGGAAGAUGAGUACAGCCCUGUGAAGAAGACCGGGAAAGCCCCCACCAGCAGAGUGAGUAAGUCCAGGAAGCCCGUGUCAGACGGGGAGGAGGAGCUGGACGCCCGCAGCCUGCAGCAGGAGGCUCUGUCGCGGGAGCGGCCCGGCCGCGCCAAGAAGGAGGUCAAGUACUUCACUGAGUCAGACGAGGACGAGCAGUACGACAUGUUCACCUAGAGAGCACUCACUCACACACACACUCACACACUCACUCACUCACACUCACACACACACACACACACACACUCACACUCACACACACACACAC
Conger conger (European conger) is the source of this 5459-nucleotide messenger RNA. RefSeq names its product DNA topoisomerase II beta (gene top2b). NCBI's taxonomy places the organism in Eukaryota, Metazoa, Chordata, Actinopteri, Anguilliformes, Congridae. The coding region runs from base 482 to 5368 and encodes 1628 amino acids. Gene Ontology annotation, cellular component: nucleus. The transcript has 36 exons. Gene Ontology annotation, biological process: sister chromatid segregation; resolution of meiotic recombination intermediates; DNA topological change. The record is from RefSeq and is a predicted model, not a curated record. Gene Ontology annotation, molecular function: DNA binding; DNA topoisomerase type II (double strand cut, ATP-hydrolyzing) activity; ATP binding.